UUUGUUAUAAAAUCCACCCAUCCGAUAGAUUAUCAGAAAGAAAGAACAUCAUCGGAAUCCGAAGGAUUUGAUUUGAGGAAGAGAUGAUGAUUUGAUGAAGAAGAAGAAGAAGAAGAAGAAGAAGAAGAAGAUGAUGAUGAUGAUGAUGAAACCUGCAUGGCUUGAAGGUUUAAUGUCGAAUUGUAAUUUCUUCGCCCCCUGUGGGCUCCACCAGUCUGGGAGGAAGAACGAGAUGAACGUGUUCUGCUUGCACUGUUGCCUCAGCAUUUGCCCUCACUGCGUUCCUUCUCACCGCUCCCAUCCUCUUCUCCAGAUUCGACGCUAUGUUUAUCACAACGUGGUUCGGCUUGGCGAUCUGGAGAAGCUCAUUCACUGUUCUUAUAUUCAGCCUUACACUAUAAAUGGUGCCAAAGUGAUAUUCUUGAAUCACAGGCCACAGUCUAGGCCCUCCAAAGCCCCCUCCAAUGUUUGUUUAACUUGUGACCGAAUUCUUCAACACCCUUUCCACUUCUGCUCCCUCUCAUGCAAGGUUGAUCAUAUGGUGUUGGAAGGGGCAGAUCUUUCCAGCAUUCUGUUCAGGUUUGACGAAUCAGAUUUUGCAAUCUCACAAUUUGAAGGAUUGCGGAUGGAUGCCUCCGAGCUCACCGACGACGACGCCCAAAUCACUCCAAACUUCGACUCGUUGGAAUGCCAGGCUUACUCGAUUUCGAAUGAAGCCACCAGCAAUUCAGUAGUCUCACAGGAACCGGAGAUUGCAACGAGGAAGAAGAAGAAGAAGAAGAACACCACCACCACCACCACCACCACCACCACCACCAAUGGUUUCCUUCCUGGAAUUGUUCUCUCUCUGGGUAGCCGGAGAAAGGGUGCUCCCCAAAGGGCUCCACUGUCUUAGAAAAGAAUGAACCAUAUGAAAAAGAAUAAAUAAAGUUAGGCGUUAAUGAAGAGCAUUAGUAUAUUAAAUUUAUAUAUAUAUAUAUAUAUAUAUAUCUAAAAAGGAAGGAGAAACAUGUUUGUUGAUGAUGGUUCCAUAGUGUUAGGUGUUGUUGAGGUUAGGUUUUUUUGUGUGUGUGAAAUAGAGGAACCCAUCCAUUGCUAAUUAAGGAGGUGUCUCCCACAACUUGUUCUCCAAACUUUAAAAACACCACCAAUUUUGUGCUGUUCAUCAUGUAAUGGA
Molecule: messenger RNA, 1177 nt
Organism: Cucurbita pepo subsp. pepo (vegetable marrow)
Lineage: Eukaryota; Viridiplantae; Streptophyta; Magnoliopsida; Cucurbitales; Cucurbitaceae
Product: protein RGF1 INDUCIBLE TRANSCRIPTION FACTOR 1
Molecular function (GO): zinc ion binding
Source: RefSeq, a predicted model, not a curated record